Dicentrarchus labrax (European seabass) is the source of this 2559-nucleotide messenger RNA. RefSeq names its product RNA-binding protein 38. Gene Ontology annotation, molecular function: RNA binding. The transcript is spliced from 4 exons. NCBI's taxonomy places the organism in Eukaryota, Metazoa, Chordata, Actinopteri, Moronidae. The coding region runs from base 281 to 1015 and encodes 244 amino acids. The record is from RefSeq and is a predicted model, not a curated record. Gene Ontology annotation, cellular component: cytosol.
UCUCCCGGCACAUUUCCUCACAGCGGCGAGGAAGCAACCAGUGUGGACGCGACCGGAGGAGCCCCGCUGAAUUAUAGUUGUCAUCAGGUUGCUUUACAACUUUGAGCGAAGGGCAACACGGGGGGGAACUACAGCAUUAUAUAUAUAUAUAUAUAUAUAUAGAGAGAGAGAGAGAGAGAGAGAGAGAGAGAGAUAUUAGGUUGUGUUGUACGGAUGCUGGGACGUUGUUGAGCGUUUGGUAAAUCUUCAGCGUGCCUCUGGUCUUGUCUCCGGCUGACCAAUGCUUCUGCAUCAGUUCAUGAACGGAGCCCUGGAAGUCAUGCAUCCCUCACCGCUUCAGAAAGACACUACUUUUACCAAAAUCUUUGUCGGCGGGCUGCCGUACCACACGAACGAUGCCUCGCUGCGAAAAUAUUUCGAGGCCUUUGGGGACAUUGACGAGGCUGUGGUGAUAACGGACAGACAGACCGGUAAAUCCAGAGGAUACGGCUUUGUGACAAUGACAGACCGAGGAGCAGCAGAGAGAGCCUGCAAGGAUCCCAACCCCAUAAUUGAUGGCAGGAAGGCCAAUGUCAACCUGGCCUACCUGGGUGCCAAACCCCGCAGCAUACAGACAGGCAUAUCCAUCGGAGUGCAGCCCAUUCACCCAGCACUCAUCCAGAGGCAGUAUGGGAUGGCCCAGCCAUACGUCUACCCACAAGCCUAUGUGCAACCCAGCCUGGUGCUGCCAACUCAGGUUUCCUCCUCCGUCAGCACCAGCCCUUACUUGGACUACAGUGCAGCCUACAGCCAGUACGCCCAAGCAGCCUUUGAACAGCAGUACCCAUAUGCCGCCUCCCCAGCCGGCUUCCUGGGCUACAGCUACGCCACCAGCCCCUCAGCCACCGCCGGCCCAGCUGCUGCCACCACAGCUCCAGCCACCGUCCACCCCACCCUCCCCUCCGCUGCUGGCCCGGGCCCGGCCUUCCUGCACUAUGCCCCGCAGCAGCACAUCCAGCCGGACCGUAUGCAGUGAGCCGAUGAAGGAAGCGGAGAAGAAGGAGCGGUACAGGUGGAGGAGGGGGAGGAGGAGGAGGAGGAGGAGGGGGUAGUGGUCGUGGACCUUUUGGGCAGAGGAUGGCAAAACAGCCUACGGGGUGACCCAGCUGUCGUCAGCAGGGGCUUGCAGGAAUAAGGGUGGUACUAUUGCACUAUACGAUCAGGAGGAGCUGUCUGCUCGUUGGUAAAAAGGGGUGGGAAGGGUUGGAGGACUGUCAAGGUUCAGGUUGGGAAGCUAAACAGCAUAAAGUAUGUGAUCGCUUCCAAGGGCUUCCAGAAGCUGACACUUCAUUUUUUUUAUUAUUAUAAUUAUUAUUAUUAUUGUCCUUUUUAUUAUUGUAUUAAUGUCAUUGUCAAUGUUUGUUUGUAUGCUAUUAUUAUCAUCAAUGUUAUGUUGUUGGCUCAAUCAGUGGAAGUUAUGUGUGUCCUUGGUACAUAUUGAUGACUGUUAGAGAGCUUUCUGGGACAUGUAACACCUCUUUACUCCCAACUCCAGACUAUCUGGAUGAAGGGCACUGCUGCUUUAGGAGAACACUGGGAGGACAGUCAGGGCUGUGGGGUGCAGGGUGAAGACAGGGUGGUGAUUUUGGGGAGGCAUCCAGCACGCCUCUCAACCUAUCUGUGGUCCCAUUCAGGUAGAGCACUGCCUCAUGAACAAACCUCCAGCGUUCAGCUUCACACGGGAGGACGACGAGAGAUUUCACCUCAAGGACAAAACAGAAAGUUUCAGUAUAUGAGACAGUGGGAGCUCCAUUGUUUUGAGACUGCGAUGUCAGGACUACAAUUAUUAUUAUUAUUAUUAUUAUUAAUUUUUUUUUUUUUUUUAAAAGAGGCCUUAAUAAAAAGAACUCCUUUUUCAAUCUCCUGAUUUUUCAAGCCCCCCCCACACACACACCACACACACACACACACAACAGAGCCAAGAGCAGAGAGUCCUUUGUUACUGGCCUCUCAGCAGUCAGUGACAUUAAUCUGGCUUACUUGGGUCUUGAUAAUUUCAAAUGGAUGUAGAUAAUCACAUGCAGUACGUGGGUGAUGGGGACCAGGAUCGCUGUGUAUCGAUGUUGAAAGGUAGCUGACACUGAGCUCAAACACCAGUGGGUAUUUCUUUUUUUUUUUUUUUUUUUUGUCACACUGUUUCUCUCAAAAGGACAUUCAUGUACAGCAUUUUAAAAUGUCAUCAAGUACAUUUACAAUAUUUAUAUGUAGGUAUUUAUGAGAUACUAAGUUAAAAUAGCUUUUUUUUUUUUUCCUAUGACUAUAGUUCUGGCACUGAUGUCAUUUAUCCUGCAGAAGCAUACCUGCAGAUCCACAGGUGUCGUAUUCAUUUUGUUUUUUUCACCAUGUCAGUGGAUUUGCCCGGGUACACGGUAACUACAGUAGAUGCUUGUUUGUAGAUCCUUGACUGGUUGCAUCAGAAAUUCUCUAGUUUCUUUUUUUUUUUUUAAUAAAAAUGUCUUUUACAGUCCCUUCAAAGAAGCCAUACCAAAAAAAUAAAAAAAAUAAAGACUUUGUACUCAA